AUGGCCGAAGCCUCCUUCGCGCAGACCUUCCUCUCCAGCCUCGAGGGCCGACCGAUCAAACUAUCAGCAGAUCAUGUCGAGAAUCCCAAGAGUUACCCUGCUCGCCCUCCCUAUAUCCUCCCACGGAUGGCCACAACCAUGUCGAAACCCUCCUCGCAACGGUCCGCACCUGGCCAAGAGCGCUCUGUCAAAGUGACACUGAAAUCCCUCCGUAAUCCUCCUCUCGACAUCAAGCUCUCCUCGCAACCGCGCACGACGUCUCUCCUGGACAUUAAGACGCAAGUCACUGCGCAGACUAGGAUCCCCACGGAGAAGAUCCGGAUACUGUACAACAAGAAACCUGUGCCUGAUAGCAAGGUGCUGAAAGAGGUCAUUGGGGAGGAGGAGUCCGUGGUGGAGUUUGCUGUCAUGGUCAUUGGCGGCGCGGCUGCGAUCCCGCCUGCUGAAGCUGACGUCCCGGCUGCCCCUACAGCCGACAUGGCAGGUGCAGAGGCCCUCGAGACGGCAGCGUUUUGGGAUGAUCUCAAGGGAUUCUUGAUGCAGCGAUUGAAGGAUGAGAGUGAGGCAGAGAAGUUGUCUGCAUUAUUCAAGUCAAGUUGGGAGAGCAGUCGAUCGAAACCGUGA
This is a messenger RNA of Emericellopsis atlantica, 624 nucleotides long. Its product is annotated as cell-cycle control medial ring component-domain-containing protein. Bases 1 to 624 code for a protein of 207 amino acids. Lineage: Eukaryota; Fungi; Ascomycota; Sordariomycetes; Hypocreales; Bionectriaceae. The transcript is spliced from 2 exons. The record is from RefSeq and is a predicted model, not a curated record. Gene Ontology annotation, molecular function: protein binding. Gene Ontology annotation, biological process: post-translational protein targeting to endoplasmic reticulum membrane.